Aspergillus steynii IBT 23096 is the source of this 903-nucleotide messenger RNA. RefSeq names its product pyridoxal phosphate-dependent aminotransferase. NCBI's taxonomy places the organism in Eukaryota, Fungi, Ascomycota, Eurotiomycetes, Eurotiales, Aspergillaceae. Gene Ontology annotation, biological process: biosynthetic process; amino acid metabolic process. The transcript has 4 exons. Bases 1 to 903 code for a protein of 300 amino acids. The record is from RefSeq and is a predicted model, not a curated record. Gene Ontology annotation, molecular function: transaminase activity; pyridoxal phosphate binding.
AUGCCAACACCCGCAUACGGCAUGUUAGUCGAUGUUGUACAGAAGCGAAACGGUGUGAAAUGCGUCUUCUCUGAUGUCGAAGAUAUCGACCAGUUCAGCGCUUCUGCGAUCGACGAUAUCCUGGCUGCUUUUUCUAUAACAAUCCAAGAGGCCGAGAGACAGGGAGCAUCGGUCAAGGUGAUUCUCAUGUGCAAUCCCCAUAAUCCUGUCGGCAAGUGCUAUGAUGCAGAGGUUCUGAGAGCCAUACUCCGGUUUUGUUGUGAGCGAGGACUUCAUUUGGUGGUGGAUGAGAUCUAUGCGCUCUCGGCGUUUGGGGAGACAUGGAGCAGUGCGUUGAGUUUGGAUGAGAUGCCGACGGACAAUCUGCACGUUUUGUACGGGAUAAGCAAGGACUGGGGUUUGAACGGACUACGAAUGGGUUUCAUGAUCUCGUACAAUCAGCAUGUUCUGACCACAUUGAAGCAAGCUGUUGGCCGCUUCACCCGAUUCUCACAUUUGUCUGAGGAUUUCUUCAUCUCGUUUCUGUCGGACCACAGCUUCAUCGAUGACGUGUACAUACCCACAUUGCGUCAACGCUUGAUCGCCACGCGGACAAAAGCCACCAAGUUCCUCGUGGACUCCAAAAUCCCAUAUACCCCUUCAUCGGCGGGAUUCUUUCUAUGGGUGGAUCUCAGUUCCUGGACAGACCUAUUCCCAGGGGCAGAGUCAGAGUCGGCAGAUCUCCAGUUGGCGCGGCAUUUGGUUAAACACGGUGUGUUUUUGCAACCGAAUAAAGCAUUUAUCUCGAAGAAGAAAGGAUGCUUUCGCUUUGCGUAUAGUCGUGAUGAAGUGACGUUUAAGGAGGGUACAGAUCGUCUGCGAAGGGCGCUAGAUGAGUUAGAAGUCGCGGACUGUGAGUUAUAA